Molecule: messenger RNA, 1722 nt
Organism: Grosmannia clavigera kw1407
Lineage: Eukaryota; Fungi; Ascomycota; Sordariomycetes; Ophiostomatales; Ophiostomataceae
Product: flavin-binding monooxygenase
Exons: 2
Coding region: 1-1722 (573 amino acids)
Molecular function (GO): N,N-dimethylaniline monooxygenase activity; NADP binding; flavin adenine dinucleotide binding
Source: RefSeq, a predicted model, not a curated record
AUGGCCACCAAAGCCGAAAAGUCAAAAUACACCCCCAGAGGACGGCCGGUCGACGAAGGUCGACCCGUUCGAAUCACCAUCAUCGGCGCUGGCAUCUCCGGCAUCUGUCUGUACAUCCGCCUCUUACAGCAUGUCCCUGCUGCAAAGAUUACUAUCUAUGAGAAGAAUCCGUCACUAGGUGGGACUUGGUAUGAGAACCGAUACCCUGGUGUAGCCUGUGAUGUACCGAGUCAUGUGUACCAGUACUCGUUUGAGCCCAACAAGAAGUGGACCAAGCUCUUUGCACCAGGAUCUGAGAUCCUAGACUAUAUCAAAGGAGUGUCUAGCAAGUAUGGGGUCGACCAGAAGGUCAAGUACAGCACCAGAGUCAUAGGCACCAGGUGGGAUGAAGACCAGGGUGCUUGGGACAUAGACAUAGAGCAGACGGACAAAGAAGGCCAUGUCUCUCAGGACAAGAGAAAGGCAGAGAUUAUCAUCAGCGCUGUCGGCAUCCUGAACAACUGGAAAUGGCCGGAUAUACAGGGCCUCAACGAUUUCCAAGGGAAGCUCCUCCACUCUGCAGACUGGGACAAGUCGUGGGACUACACAGGGAAAAAGGUGGCACUGAUUGGUAGCGGCUCAUCGGCUGUCCAGAUCCUGCCUCACCUCCAGGAGAAGUGCCCUCAGGUCAGCAAUUUUGUUCGUGGUGGCGCAUGGAUCAGUCGGUCAUUUGGCUCGACAUUUAUUGAGGACAUCCUGAGCCUCAGCGACGAGCCGGGCAACUACACCUACACAGACGAGGAGGUGGCCAAAUUCGAGCAGGACGACAAGUUCUACUAUGCCCUGCGCCGGGAGAUGGAGAGUUCCAUCAACAAGGACUUUCCCCGGCUGUUCCCGGGUUCGAUCGAGGAGACCGAGGCAACGGAGCGGAUCAAGAUCAUAAUGCGCUGGAAGCUGUUCCAGAAGAUCGGCCUCUACGAGAAGCUUGAGCCGUCUUUCGUGCCUGGCUGCAGACGGCUGACUCCUGGCCCGGGCUAUCUGGAAGCCCUGGUGCAGGACAACGUCGAUGUGAUCACGGCCGGCAUCGACCAUGUCACCGAGGAAGGCGUGAUGGCCAAGGACGGUAAGGAGUACAAGGUCGACGCCAUCAUCUGUGCGACCGGCUUCGACUGCAGCCACAUCCCGCGCUUUUCCAUCCAGGGCCGUGACGGCCAUCUGCUGGGCGACCGGUGGCGCGGCCGUGCGUCAGCUUACAUGUCGCACUCCGUCCCCGGCUUUCCCAACUUCUUCGUGGUUGGCGGCCCGAACUCGGCUACAGGCACUGGCUCCCUGCUCCUGAUCCUUGAGUCGGUCAUUGGCUACGUCGUCCAAGCGGUCAGCAAGAUUAGUCGCGAACACAUCAAGUCCAUGGAGGUUCGUGAGGACUCGCUGAUGUCCUGGGAGGCCAUCCUGGACAAGUUCUUCCUCAACACCGUCUACGUGGACAAGUGCCAGAGCUGGUACAAGUAUGGCGAAAAGGUUGUCGGGCUAUGGCCGGGAAGCAACGUGCAUGCCAUCCAGACGCUGAAGAGCCCGCGCUGGGAAGACUACACGUAUGAGCCCGUGGAGGGAACUGACAAGUUGGACUGGCUCGGCAACGGCUGGACGACGGCGGACCUGAAGCGGGACGGCCUGGGCUACUAUGUCGACGAUACUGAUGUGCCGCCAGUUCCUGCCGAGGAGGUGCUGAAACGCCAGCCAUAA